AUGGCAGACGUCCUGCAACUUCACCGCCUCGGCCGCGAAACCACGCCCGAGGAGAUCAUGCGCGCCCUGCACGAGGACGACUCGUCGUCAGCGGCAAGGACUACGACGAAGGCGGCGGCGGGCGACGCGGACUACGAGAAGAGCGUGCGGGAGCAGACUAACGCCAAGACGCGGGCCUGGUUCGCCAGCGCCAACUGGGAGAUCGUUGACGCGGUCGAGAGGGUGGCCGCGGACAAGGGAGCGCAGAUGGCGCAUGUGGCGACGUCGUGGGUGCUGCACCAGUGGGUGCUGGCCCAUCUUAGGGUCGAGGAGAGCGUCGUGGCGCUGUAUGUGCGGCUCACGUCCGAGGUGCUCAUGUUCCUGAAGCAGGGAUACAGGCCGCGGAGUUUGGAGGGUAUGUAG
Thyridium curvatum is the source of this 402-nucleotide messenger RNA. RefSeq lists its product as uncharacterized. NCBI's taxonomy places the organism in Eukaryota, Fungi, Ascomycota, Sordariomycetes, Thyridiales, Thyridiaceae. The transcript is spliced from 2 exons. The record is from RefSeq and is a predicted model, not a curated record. The coding region runs from base 1 to 402 and encodes 133 amino acids.